Populus nigra (black poplar) is the source of this 1028-nucleotide messenger RNA. Its product is annotated as protein LURP-one-related 15-like. The coding region runs from base 132 to 1028 and encodes 298 amino acids. The transcript has 5 exons. Lineage: Eukaryota; Viridiplantae; Streptophyta; Magnoliopsida; Malpighiales; Salicaceae. The record is from RefSeq and is a predicted model, not a curated record.
GCACUAUAAAAUACGUACAUCAUUCCUCCCAAAGACUACUUCUAUAACCAUCAUCAAGACUUGCAUAAUAUAGAAAUUUAGCUAUUUUUCUUUCCUUUUAUUUCUUCGAGUAAUAUUUUGUUUCUGUGAUUAUGGCUACUGGGCAAGCACCAUUCAACCCCGUUCCAGCUAUGAGAACAUACCCGCCAGUGGAGCAUCCAGUGGUGGUAAUAGGGCCACAGUACCUGGCACAGUACCCUGUUGAACUCGCCGUCAACAGUGAUUUUAAGGUGUCUGACAUUAAUGGCACCCUCAUCUUCCAGGUCAAAAGUAAACUAUUAAGCCUCCAUGAUCGUCGUUUUCUGAAAGAUGCAGCCGGUAACACCCUUGUCAAUCUCAGGCAGAAGAUAAGGACCAUGCAUGGGAGGUGGGAGGCUUUUAGAGGAGAAAGCAAGGAGGAGAAAGACUUGCUUUUCACAGCCAAGAAAUCAAAGCUGUUCCAAUCCAAGACUGAGUUAGACGUAUUCUUGGAUAAUAACAAAGGAGAGGUCCCUGAUUUCAAGGUCAAAGAAGGCUACAGCAAGAGUUCCUGCUCUAUACUUCUUGGAGAUUUCAAUACCAUGCUUGCACAGGUGCAUGGAAGACACACUCUCGCGAUUAUGCCUAAUGUUGAUUAUGCCUUCAUAGUGGCUCUUGUGGUGGUGAUUCUCAACGGGAACAAUGCGGAUGAUCAUGGGGACGCGGCCAUUAAUGACCUUAACGUUAUUAACGGUGUGCAUGCAAGACACUCUCUCGCGAUGAUGCCUAAUGUUGAUUAUGCCUUCAUAGUGGCUCUUGUGGUGGCGAUUCUCGACUACAUCAAUGCGUAUGCGAGAGGAAAAGAUUAUGCGGACGCGGUGCAUGGAAGACACACUCUCGCGAUUAUGCCUAAUGUUGAUUAUGCCUUCAUAGUGGCUCCUGUGGUGGUGAUUCUUGACGAGAUCAAAGCGGAUGGUUAUGCGGACGCGGCCAUUAACGGUAUUAUCAAUGGAUUUGUUUCGUUGAUGUAA